Ochotona curzoniae (black-lipped pika) is the source of this 5114-nucleotide messenger RNA. It is a transcript of the gene PPFIA1, whose product is annotated as PTPRF interacting protein alpha 1. The record is from RefSeq and is a predicted model, not a curated record. Lineage: Eukaryota; Metazoa; Chordata; Mammalia; Lagomorpha; Ochotonidae. The coding region runs from base 58 to 3858 and encodes 1266 amino acids. Gene Ontology annotation, molecular function: protein binding. Gene Ontology annotation, cellular component: presynaptic active zone. Gene Ontology annotation, biological process: synapse organization. The transcript has 32 exons.
GCGAGCUGCCUGGGUCGGCCCCCGGAGCCUCGUCGCCCGCAGCCGCCGGCGAGCAAGAUGAUGUGUGAGGUGAUGCCGACCAUCAACGAGGCCGAGGGCCCCCCGGGCGGCGCUGGCAGCCACGGGACCGGCUCCCCUUCCCAGCCGGACGCCGAAUCCCAUUUCGAGCAGCUGAUGGUCUCCAUGCUGGAAGAGAGAGACCGUCUGCUGGACACGCUGCGGGAGACGCAGGAAACGCUGGCGCUCACCCAGGGCAAGCUGCACGAGGUUGGCCACGAGCGGGACUCGCUGCAGAGACAGCUCAACACGGCCCUCCCGCAGGAGUUUGCAGCACUUACUAAAGAGCUCAAUGUGUGCAGGGAACAGCUCCUCGAGCGGGAAGAGGAGAUCGCCGAGCUGAAGGCGGAGAGGAACAACACCCGGCUGCUGCUCGAGCACCUGGAGUGCCUCGUCUCCAGACACGAGCGCUCACUGCGCAUGACCGUGGUCAAGAGGCAGGCGCAGUCUCCCGCCGGCGUGUCCAGCGAGGUGGAGGUGUUGAAGGCGCUCAAGUCCUUGUUUGAACACCACAAAGCUCUGGAUGAAAAGGUGCGGGAGCGGCUGCGCGUCGCGCUGGAGAGGUGCAGCCUGCUGGAAGAAGAGUUAGGUGCCACGCACAAGGAGCUAAUGAUCCUUAAAGAACAGAAUAAUCAGAAAAAGACGUUGGCGGACGGUGUGCUCGAUGUAAACCACGAACAAGAGAAUACACCGAGCACGAAUGGAAAGAGGUCCUCUGACGACUCCCUAGGCCACGAGGAAGACCUGGCCAAGGUGCUGGAGCUGCAGGAGGUCAUUGACCGGCAGUCGCGAGAGCAGAGCCAGAUGAAGGAGCGCCUGGCUGCCCUGUGCAGCCACGUGGCCGAGCUGGAGGAGGACUUGGACACGGCGAGGAAGGACCUCAUCAAGUCGGAGGAGACCAACACCAAGCUGCAGCGCGACGUCCGCGAAGCCAUGGCCCAGAAGGAGGACAUGGAGGAGCGGAUCACCACCCUGGAGAAGCGCUACCUCGCGGCGCAGCGUGAAGCCACGUCUGUGCACGACCUCAACGACAAGCUGGAGAACGAGAUCGCCAACAAGGACUCCAUGCAUCGGCAGACUGAAGAUAAGAACCGGCAGUUGCAGGAGCGCCUGGAGCUGGCGGAGCAGAAGCUGCAGCAGACACUGCGCAAGGCCGAGACGCUGCCCGAGGUGGAGGCCGAGCUGGCCCAGCGGGUUGCAGCCCUGUCUAAGUCUGAUCUUUUGUUUGCUGGGAGCUCUGCUGCUCAGGAAGCUAAGCUGUUGGAACUUACCUGCAAGCUUAGGAAGGCUGAAGAGAGACACGGCAACAUCGAGGAAAGGCUGCGGCAGAUGGAGGCGCAGCUGGAGGAGAAGAAUCAGGAGCUGCAGCGGGCGAGGCAGAGAGAACAAAUGAACGAGGAACAUAACAAGCGCUUGUCAGACACUGUGGACAAGCUCCUCUCCGAAUCCAACGAGAGGCUCCAGCUCCACCUGAAGGAGAGAAUGGCCGCCCUGGAAGACAAGAAUUCUCUAAUACGAGAAGUUGAAAAUGCAAAAAAGCAAUUGGAAGAAGCGCAACAUGACAAGGAUCAGCUUGUCCUGAACAUCGAAGCUUUGCGGGCUGAGCUGGACCAGAUUACACUAAGAGGUGCUUCCCUCCAUCAUGGCCGACCCCACCUGGGCAGUGUUCCAGACUUCCGGUUUCCCACUGCCGAUGGCCAUGCAGAGCCCUACGGCACCAGCGCUGUGCUGCGGCGCCCCCAGAAAGGCCGGCUGGCGGCGUUGCGGGAUGAGCCAUCAAAGGUACAAACUCUGAACGAGCAGGACUGGGAGCGCGCCCAGCAAGCCAGCGUCCUGGCCAAUGUGGCGCAGGCCUUCGAAAGUGAUGUGGACGCUUCCGAUGGGGAGGACGACAGGGACACCGUGCUCAGUGCCGUGGACCUGUGGUCACCCAGCGGGCAGGCGGACGCACAGACGCUGGCCGUGAUGCUGCAGGAGCAGCUGGACGCCAUCAACAAGGAGAUCAGGCUGAUCCAGGAGGAGAAGGAGAGCACAGAGCAGCGGGCCGAGGAGAUUGAAAGCCGAGUUGGCAGUGGGAGUUUAGACAAUCUUGGUCGUUUUACAUCAAUGAGCUCCAUUCCGCCCUACCCUGUGUCCUCCCUGGCCGGCUCCUCCCCACCCAGCAGUGGCCGCUCCACUCCCAGGAGGAUGCCGCACAGCCCUGCCCGAGAAGUGGACCGCCUGGGUGUCAUGACACUCCCUAGUGACUUAAGGAAGCACCGAAGGAAGUUACCAGCUUCCAGAGACGAGGUACGAGAUGACAAGACGACCAUCAAAUGUGAAACUUCCCCGCCCUCCUCUCCGAGGUCACUCCGGCUCGACAGGCUGCACAGAGGGGCGCCGCACUCGGUCAGCCACGAGGACGUCAGGGACAUGCGCAACUCCACAGGUUCCCAGGACGGCCCUGUGAGCAACCCCAGCAGCAGCAGCAGCAGCCAGGACUCGCUGCACAAAGCCCCCAAGAAGAAGGGCAUCAAGUCCUCCAUCGGCCGCUUGUUCGGCAAGAAAGAGAAGGGCCGGCCUGGACACACUGGCAAGGAUGCGCCAGGUCAAGCAGGUGUUUCGGAGGCAGAUGGCUCAUCUCCAGAUGCCAUGGGCCUGAGCAAGCUGGGAGGACAGGCCGAGAAAAACCGCAAGCUCCAGAAAAAGCACGAGUUGCUGGAGGAGGCCCGGAGGCAAGGCCUGCCGUUCGCACAGUGGGACGGGCCCACGGUGGUGGUCUGGCUGGAGCUCUGGGUUGGCAUGCCCGCCUGGUACGUGGCCGCGUGCCGGGCCAACGUCAAGAGUGGCGCCAUCAUGUCAGCGCUGUCGGACACGGAGAUCCAGCGUGAGAUUGGCAUCAGCAACCCGCUGCACCGGCUCAAGCUGCGCCUGGCCAUCCAGGAGAUCAUGUCCCUCACCAGCCCGUCCGCGCCGCCCACCUCCAGAACGACCACAGGAAAUGUCUGGCUAACACACGAAGAGAUGGAAACGCUCGCAGCCACGCCGCAAACGGAGGAUGAGGAGGGGAGCUGGGCUCAGACGCUAGCUUACGGGGACAUGAACCACGAGUGGAUUGGCAACGAGUGGCUGCCAAGCCUGGGUCUUCCGCAGUACCGCAGCUACUUCAUGGAGUGCCUGGUGGACGCUCGCAUGCUGGACCACCUCACCAAGAAAGACCUGCGGGGCCAGCUGAAGAUGGUGGACAGCUUCCAUAGGAACAGCUUCCAGUGUGGAAUCAUGUGCCUGCGGAGGUUAAACUAUGACCGGAAAGAACUGGAAAGGAAACGAGAAGAGAGUCAAAAUGAAGUAAAAGACGUGCUGGUCUGGAGCAAUGACCGUGUCAUCCGCUGGAUCCUGUCCAUCGGCCUCAAGGAGUAUGCCAACAACCUCGCCGAGAGCGGCGUCCACGGCGCACUGCUGGCCUUGGACGAGAGCUUCGAUUUCAGCGCGCUGGCCCUGCUGCUGCAGAUCCCGACCCAGAACACGCAGGCUCGGGCUGUCCUGGAAAGAGAGUUUAACAACCUCUUGGUCAUGGGGACUGACAGACGCUUCGAUGAGGAUGAUGACAAAAGCUUCCGGAGAGCACCUUCCUGGAGGAAAAAGUUUCGACCAAAGGACAUUCGUGGCCUGGCCACCGGCUCGGCAGAGACACUCCCUGCCAACUUCCGUGUGACCUCCAUGGCCUCGCCCUCUCUGCAGCCCAAGAAGAUGCCGAUGGACGGCAGUGCGUCUGGAGCGCCGCGGCUGGACUCGGCUGCGGUGAGAACUUACUCCUGCUGAAGCCGCCUGCUGUUUACCCGCACUACUUCUAUAGAUGAUAUGCAGCCUUUGGGAUCCAACAGACGACCUUCUAGAAUUCAAUGGAAUCUUUAUCCUGUUGAUACUUGUUACAUGGACCCUGAGAUAUUUUAUUACAGAGUUUUUAAUUAGUGAAAAAUUCAUGAAUAUCAUAGAGAAAAUAUUUUAGAAUGUGAUGUUUCUUAUAUUUAUGUAAACUCCCGCCCUUCAUUUCUAGAGCGCCUUCCUUUUCAUGUAUAUCCGGGCUCUGAACUCGCGUCAGAUCACUUCAUGUUCUACCUAAUGUUGGUCUUGGAAAUGAAUGUACUGUAAUGCUUGUAUGUAUAAAUCCCAUGAACAAAUAUAGGGCUUUUGUAAAUUAUGCGUUCAUUGUAAUUAUCACUGUUUAAUUUUUGAAUGAUAAACCAUGACCGAGAAGGGGAUUUUAUUACGUUUAUAAAAUCAUCGUGACAAGCAUCGUGCGUUUUCCUUUCCCUAGCUCUACCACAAUCAUUUUGAAACAAGCAGGCUUAAUUAGAAGCAGUUACUGUUGUAUUUUAAUGACUGAUCCUAACUGUGCUGUUUUUUUUUCUAGCAAGAGAAUGCUUUGUUCUGCAGCCUGAGCAAAUGUAAAAGCUGUGGUGUUAACUGUCAGCUUCUCAUUAACCUCAGCAGGGACUGAAGGGUUUGCAGAACACUACGGGCGUCCCCAAGCCGGGAGCCGCUCAUGAGCCAGGAGCGCGCUGCGGCGGCUGUCCACCCUGGUCCCUGUCCGGGCAGGGCCAGCCGCCCGCAGCGCCGCUCUCCAAGGACCAAUCCCCCAGCACCGCGUGCCCGCCCCGGGAAGGAGCGGGCACCACGCGGCGCAGCUCUAAGGCCUUACCGUUCUCGUCAAUCACUUUUACAUCUGUUUGUAAACUUGUUGGAGUGGACCUCGUCCUCCGUUUUUAGAUUUUGAUGCUACAGCCAUUCAGGAUUGUGGCAGUAGCACAUGUGACUUUGACUUUUUAAAUGGAAUACUAAAAAGCCAGCAAGAACCGCGUCAGGUCACGGGAGGCGCCGUGCACAGCCGCCUGUCCUUCCGCGAUGGCUCUCUGCUUCUCGUUCACUUGCACAGCUCUCUGUCGCUCGGUCCUUUGUGAAUUUCCUGAUUCUGUAACAGAGGAUGUACAGUCUACUUUUGAACUAUUUUUAUCACAGUAUUAUUUAUUGCUUUCUUUCAAUAAAGUACUGAAGCAUUUUCCACUGCCAACAGAGAA